AUGGCGGCAGCCUACAAAAAAAGAAGAUCUCUUCCUAAGGACUUUGUAUCUUUAAUCUUCAACAAAGAGCAAAUUACAUUGUCGGACUGCAUUCCUGUAUUUGCCGAACUGGAACGCAAUCCUGAGUCCCUAUCCCGUUUGUUCUCUGACGAAGAAAACCUUUUGCAGCUUCUAUCCAACUUCAAUCACUAUGCCUCAAGAAUCUCAAGGUUUUUCAUAAUGUUCAAAAAGCAUUCAGUGAACCAUCCAGUGAGUGCAACACAUCAGAAGCCCUGGUUAGGGUCCACUUUUUCAAAUGAGCUCACUGAGCGCAUUCUUCUCCAAUUGCUCAGUGAUAGUUUUAGCCAGUUUAUGUUAUCAAAUAAUUUCCUAGACGCAUUCGGUGCUGUUCUAGAGUGCUGCCUCCCGCACAGCCCUCGAUCAUUUGAGAAGCUAGCCGAGCGAUUAUUCAAAGAAAAGCUUGUUUUUAAAGCGUUGAUAUCGGGGAAGACAACUGGUGGAAUCAUGAAGCAAUGGGUUGUAGUGCUCACCAAGGUGAUCCACGAUUACCAGGCUCUCAGUGCAUGGACAAGGACGAUAAUUGAGCAAUGCGACUCUUGUAUGGGGAACCAUGAUAUUGAUGAGCCAAAGAGCCGCUGGCAGGCACUGGAUAGUCUCCUUCCACAGUUGAUUCGGGCUCUCAGAAACAAACCACAAGGAACGUCAAACAUGCCAUGGCAAAUACGGCUCGAUCCGGGUCUGAUCUUUGAAUUGCAGCGCUUUGGAAUCUCACCGCCUGCUUCUCAGCGUGCUCUGGAAGACGCUAUCUUCACAUUGGAGAGGGAUGAAGCAGUGCGAAUGUUAAAGGCUGUCAGCGGGUCGUUUCCUUGCCGAUAUUGUUACAAAUCCUCUACGGGUGGAGAAGUGGCGGAACUUGAACUGGAGCAGCGAGAAACGUGUCUUAGCCUUGACAUUGGACACUUUUCGGAUCUUCUUGGGUCUGGGAUAGGUAUGUGGCGAGUCCUAGCCUCUGGGGAGGCCUUGGAGGAUAUGCAGCAGGCAUAUCAAAAAGGUUUGUUUGGCGUGGUCGAGCGUGUCAUUACCCAGCUGGCCUCCGGUAGAUGGGAGGAUCCUCCGAUUCGCGAACCGCUGGGGGGAGUGAAUAGUUGUUUGUAUCUGGCACGGUAUGGACAAGAUAAAAAGAGUGGUAUACUAUGGCAAUUGGACGUUGAGUUUGAUGAAGCUGCGGAAGCAUUAUUGCAACUGGUCAGAAUUUGGAGGAUAGGAGAAGUUGGAACGAUUGAGCAAGCCGAACCUCAUAUCCGUCUGAUACACAAAACAUUUUCCGAAGUCCGCCUCGACGCACAGAAGCAGUUCUCAGUGGAUCAAGCUAGCAGAAUAGCAUAUCCGAACUAUUACGGAAAAGACAGUGAUACCUUGACAGGAACCCUUGAGCUCGACGACAAAUCCCAAAAACAGCUCGGUGAGAGCCUUCUGAGAUUUAACAGGUUUUACAGCGUUACCCAAACUACAUUCAGCAAUGUCCGCGCUGGGAAUAUCACCGCACAAUAUCCUCUGAGUCUUGCCCAAGAAGAACUGACAAUUGUCAAGGAUACCUUGAACUCAACGCUGAUCCAGGGCAGGAGUGGCACGGGCAAGACAACCUGCCUUGUGUAUAAGUUGUUUGGGCGUUAUCUUACUUCAAAGAAUCUUGAUGCUAGGAGUUCGCCCCGCCAGGUAUUACUCACGCGGUCCCACGUCCUUUCGAACAAACUGAAGGACUACACCAAACGGUUGAUUGCGACUCAUGAUUUAAAACCUGAUCCUACUGAGGGAGGGAGUGAUAUGCUCAGCUAUAUGCUUGGUGACGACGAGAGAGAGGUCAACCACACAAUCUUUACAAUGCUUGCAGAUGAUUUCCCUCUAAUUUGUACAUUCAACUAUUUUCUCAAGCUCUUGGAAAAUACUCUGAGGGCUUCAGAUAGACAAGACUUCUCAUUUCAUCCCAGCGCAGGCGGCCCGGUGCGUGAUGUUCUUUCCAAGAAAGCGCCCGGCCGUAGGGGUCUAUACAGAAAAAGCCAGGUAGUCGACUUUGAAGUCUUUAGCGAACAAUAUUGGGGACAGUUCUCAGCCAAGUUGACAAGCGGAGUAUCACCUACGCUGGCGUUUAUGGAGAUCAUAGGCGUCAUAAAGGGCUCUGCAUGUCAUUCAAUAGACUUUCAGCCCCUAACACGCGAGAAAUAUCUCCAAGAGGGACAUAGGAUUUCACCAAUAGAAGUUGAUAGAGAUCUGAUAUACAAUAUCUACGAACGCUAUGAGAAGGUCAAAAGGGAUCAUGGAGACAUUGACGAUAUUGACCGGGCGAGGGAUGUUCUUAAAGGAAUGGCUAAAAACCGCGAUGUCAGGAAUAGGAUCGAAAAAGCGUUUGAUGAGAUUUAUAUCGAUGAAAUUCAAGACCAAAAGCUCCUCGAGAUUAUGAUGUUGUUACAUUUGGUCAAGCGUCCUAACGCCGCCCACUUUGCCGGCGACACCGCACAGUCGAUCUCAAAAGAUUCCGUCUUUCGUUUUGAAAAUGUCAAAGAUCUUCUCUAUGCGCGCUUUUCCUCUGGAAAGAAAAUCACACCACAUGUGCACAAACUAUAUAAAAACUACCGCACACAUCAGGGCAUUCUCAACCUUGCAACCUCAGUCAUGAGGUUAUUGUAUAAUAAUUUUCCGAACAUGGUGGAUCGUAUGAAGGACGAAGAAGGACAGUUUUCUGGGCCGAAGCCAGUAAUGUUCGUUGGCGUUGGCUCUAAUGUUCUCUCGAGGAAUAUGUUCGGUGCUACUAAUCUAGCUGCAGACUCCGCUCAGUUCGGCGCAGACCAGGUCAUAAUUGUUCGGGACAAGGCUCAGCAAGACAGUGUACGCAAGGAGAUUGGUGAUUUUGCUUUGGUAUUGACGGUUCUUGAGAGUAAGGGAAUGGAGUUUGAGGACGUGCUGCUGUUGGACUUCUUUAGCACGAGUAAAUGUUCAUCUGCGUGGCGUGCUGCUCAAUCGCGAUCCGAAGACUUUAAUUCGAUCAAACACCUGGCGUUCUGCUCAGAGUUGAAACAACUUUACGUUGCAAUAACUAGGGCACAGUACAGACUGUGGUUCUUCGAAAGUGACUCAGCUAGUGCGAAGGAUAUACUUACACUCUGGGCACCCGACGUUGAAGUAGUUCAAAACAAUGAUAAUAAUAAACAUGACAAGCUAGCACAACUACAUCCGGGAAAGAAUGCGAACCCGGAAAUAUGGUCACGCAGGGGAUACCAAUUUAUCGAGAACAAGAACUAUGAAAGCGCGCUCCUAUGUUUUAGGCGAGCAAAUGACAGCAAUGGUGAUAAAUUAACAAGGGCAUUAAUUGUUGAGAGAAAGGCAAAGUCACAUUUAGUCCGCGGGGAUGAAGAUAUAUCCGAGGAACAUUUCCGGGAGGCAGCAAGGUUGUUUCAGGAGUGCGGGCAAGCACUUCGUGAGGCCAGCUGUUAUGAAGCACUGGGGGAGUUUGAACAUGCAGGUGAUAUUUUUGCAACACAUCGGGAAUUUUUGCGAGCUGCCGAUCUAUAUAUCAGAGCUGGGCUAUUUGAGAAGGGUGCAGACACUUUUGCCCUCGCCGGACAUCAUAAUGAUGGUGCUGCAAUUCUGGCGGGAGAGCAGAGAUUUGACAGUCUGGUCAAAUAUCUGGACAAGCACAGAAGGAACCUAAGCGCCGCAUACCAGCGCCAUUAUUCGAGGCUUUGUAUUCUGCUUGUCAGACGUGGCAAGAUAUCAACUGAGCUAAGAGAACUCGCUGCCUCCACGCUCAAUGACCUAGAAAAAGAAGAGUUCUUUAGAGAAUAUGAAAUGAAUGAGCAAUUGUUAAAGCUCUUGGUCAUGCAAUGUCGAUUCACUGAUGCCUGUAGUCAUGCAGUUGCAUUAGGGAACCUCGCAGAGGCUUGGAGAAUAGAUGGAGAAUUUCGAGGGAUGGCGCAACUUCCAAGAGAGGACAGGAUUCAAGUAUACAAUUAUGUACAAGUCAAAGCCUUACACGACAGCCUUUCAACACACGACAGCCUUUCAGCACGCGCGAACCAACCUUUCGUAGCGAAUUAUACAGAACCUCCACACCGCCAUUGGUUGUCAGACACCCCAUCCAUAGAAGUGUUCUGGAGAGAUUUGCCUCAACAACUUGACGGGUUUUGGAGACAUCAGAUGACCUAUGAGAGCCUCGUUUUUGCUGAACAAUGGAUGAAGGAGGUAGCCCUUAGAGCUCAUGAAUUCAUUCGCUCGGCAAAUUCCCUCACUGACUUACCAGUGGAGUCAAUAGCUACAGCAGUCAGCGUAACAAAAGAACUAGUGCUGAAUUCGAAUAUUCCGAUAAGUCUUUUCACUCUCUUGGGGGUCAUUCCUUGCCGCAAGCAAGCCGAUAUAUUGAUAGUUCUUCAACAAUCGCUGUUAAAUGACGACAACAGCAGCCUCGUUGGCCAGAAACCCAGAGUUGUAGUAACACAAGCUAUUGCCAAGUUGAUAAUUAACUGCGUAUGCAGGGCAGUGACCGAGUUGUGUGAAGCUUCGAAAGACUUUCUUUAUAGCAGUACACCAUGUCUUACCUUCCAAUACAGAGGAUUCCACAACCGUCCCGGGUGCGAGAUGCUUCAUAGAGAUCCUAUGAAGGAAUCAGAAUAUCUAGCUAAAACAAAGUAUUUACUCCGUAUGGCCUCUGCUAUUCGCAGCCUUUUGCCUUUGUAUCGGCGUGGGUUCAACAACCUCGCCCCUCCAUCAUUUAAGAGUGAAUAUCUUGGAAACUUGCGAUGGGCUAUGGAACUUCUAUUGGCCCAAAUAACAUACAUAUCAGCGGUAGAACAGGCGCCGGAGAUAUUGAAGGCAGUAUGGGAGGAAAUCGCAGAACCAAAUAGCGUCUAUGCAGGUGUUUUCGGAGGGCUAGAUGAUUUACUAUUCCAUCGUCUUAAAAAAGAUAUGAAUACGAUAUGCGACCUCUCUUCGAUGCUUGAACAGCUUCAGAUCGCCCAAAACCUCGACUCGCGCGCAAAUUACGAGCGCAGUCUUUCUAGCUCCGUUUGCAGAGAUCUAAAGGCUGAGAGGUGUUGGCGGACUUUGAAAACAAUCACUCAGAGUCAGAACCGCUCAGGCAUAGGACAAGAAUCAAUCAGUGCUCUAGAUAAAAUUAUAAGAGACGCAGAUUCAAUUGAUCUCCACGUAUAUCACUCGGUUAUCGCCCUGUAUGAGAAGUGGGCGACAUAUCUGAUAUACCAAAGUAACCCCGGCGAUAUGAUGUUACCUCGAGCCUGGGUGUCACUGUACAGGCAAAUGCUAACGCGAACUGGAACACCAAACCCAGCUUCUAUUGAUUCCCGGCGUCAAAACCUACUCUCACUCGUUGAAAGCUUCUGUCGCCUAGUACAGAAAAUCAACAAUGACGAGGAGCCCUUUCAGCAUAAGAUUACAGGGAGAAUCAGAGCUAAGGGGCAGGGCAUACACAUUUUCGCUCGCCGCAAUGUUCAUUUCCUUAGUACUUGCGUUUUGAAUACCCGCUCAUGGGAGACCCCCUUCAAUAGCUAUCUACAGUCUAGACUCGCUCAAGUUGGCAUUCUAGUCAAUCAGACAAUCAGCCUUCCAUUCGCUAUGGCAUUCUGGUUCAGGGACCGAGCAUCAUUUAGCAACUUUUACCGCGCUUACAUAGAUUCCUUUAAUAUCUACAGCGGAAAAGACGCGCCCCUAAUUAUCACAGAUACGAAAAAUGCCUCAACAUUAUUCUCUACUUCCCACCCCGCAGUUUCGAGGAAGUCGUUGAUAGAGUUGAGCUCCCCUGUUGUUUUGGGACAGACCGCCACCGAGAAACCAGACUAUGAUGAUACUAUGCAUCUCCUGAAAGACUAUUGCAACUUUGAGCCAGCGGUUAUAACAAUCCAGACAAUCUGGAGGUCCCGCUAUCCAAUCAUUAAAGCGCGGCGAGCAUUCUUUAGCACAUCUGAAGGUGUAGCCUUGAGAUUUAUCGAGAGGAUCUGCGGAGAGAGUGUGGACAUUUCUGUUAUGAGCGUAGCAGAGCGAGUGCGCGUUCGGUCUUUGUUGUUCACCGUUGGGCUCCAGCUUCACCUCUUGAGCGAAAAGGUCGACAGGAUAUACAAGGAGUCUAGGGAUAAGGCCAAGGGUAUGAUGAAUGAGGGGGAAAUGUCGAGUAUCGAGCGUGCCCAAACCUUGUUCGAGGGGCUAUUGGACUUGCAGGAGAGAAUUGCGGAGAACAUCAACUUCUUUUCCGAAAAGAACUUACAUUCGCUCCACCAAAUCGAUUCCGGGCAGUUGGAAAAGAGAAUCCAGGAGGUGUAUAAACCUCUCCCGGAGGUGUAUAAGCGUCUACUUCGUAUCGAGUUCUCUUUGGACCUGCUUAACCCGGAAACACGAAGGCCAGCUGCUGCCAUCGCCAUUCAACGUGCUUUUAGAGCACAGAGGCACCUACUUAAACAGCGUCGAGACUUCCGGGCAACCGAGAUGGGAAAGACGAUUGCAUAUGUUAAACGCAUUGUUGUGGCCCUCAGCAUCCGUGACCCUCUCGACCGCAUUGGAGAGAUCCAAAGAGCCUGGGUUCUCUUUAAUCACGUGGCGCAGCUGAUCCAAAAGCUCAAACAAAUUGAAACAAACUACAAGAAAGCUAAAAGAGCCGUCAGAUCCCGAAUAAACUGGGCCAGUUCAGAGGAGAAACAUAGUGCGCGUAUUCUCGCAUCCCAACUCCAUAAUAUCCGGGAGACUGUACGGAAAGAAGCAUCGUUCCUAUCGGAGGAUAACUGGAUGCAACUGAAUAUUCCGAGCGUUGAGCUGGAGGAAAAAUGCACGGAAACGUGGCGGGUGAUGAGGACUGUGGAGCAUAAUUUGUUUCGCAUCAUGGGUUAG
This is a messenger RNA of Morchella importuna, 6885 nucleotides long. RefSeq lists its product as uncharacterized. The record is from RefSeq and is a predicted model, not a curated record. Bases 1 to 6885 code for a protein of 2294 amino acids. NCBI's taxonomy places the organism in Eukaryota, Fungi, Ascomycota, Pezizomycetes, Pezizales, Morchellaceae. The transcript is spliced from 24 exons. Gene Ontology annotation, molecular function: protein binding; ATP binding.